Molecule: messenger RNA, 1647 nt
Organism: Sinocyclocheilus rhinocerous
Lineage: Eukaryota; Metazoa; Chordata; Actinopteri; Cypriniformes; Cyprinidae
Product: inhibitor of growth protein 1-like
Exons: 2
Coding region: 161-1090 (309 amino acids)
Biological process (GO): positive regulation of DNA-templated transcription
Cellular component (GO): nucleus
Source: RefSeq, a predicted model, not a curated record
CAUAGAAGCGUCACUGGUCCUGCACAACUCACUAAACACUUAUCUGAGUAACUUUUCUAGCAGCCCAGAUCUUUAUUUUUAAAAAACGAUCCUAGGAUAAUAUAACUAUUAAGAAACGUAUUCAUAUUGCCCUACCAGCCUCUUUAAUGCGUGCGAAAAGAUGUUGAACCCUUCUUCAAACGCAGAGUCUUCUCAUGUUGUGGUGAACUAUGUUGAGGAGUAUCUGGAGCUGGUCGAGAGUUUGCCGCUGGACCUACAACGAUGUGUGUCUCUCAUGAAGGAAACUGACGCCAGAUAUCAAGAGAUCCUCAAUGAAUUGGACGAGGCUUAUGAAAAGCACAGACAAGAAUCAGAUCCCAUGCAGAGGCGGCGUCUACUUCACUGCAUCCAGCGCUCUUUGAUCCGCACAGAAGAACUCGGAGAUGAAAAGAUCCAGAUCGCAGGCCAAAUGGUGGAAAUGAUGGACAAUCGCAGUCGGCAGCUUGAGUGGCAGAGUGAGCUUUUCCAGGCCUGCCAGGACUCGCCGGAGAGCACCGUGUCGGUGGGUAGCACCCCCAGUGCCAUAACAACCGUAACUAUGACACCGGUUUCUGCUUCGAUGCUCCCGGUCAGUAAGCCGAGUGUGGAUCGGAGACGAGAAGAGACCCCGGCUUCAGUUGACAAAUCUGGUGGAAAGCGUUCACGAAGGCAGAAAAAUGGUUCGGAGAACCGGGAAAAUUCCAAUUAUGGCAUGGAGCACAAUGAGGAGGUUGGUUCAGGUGUGCCGAAAGAGAAGAAGGCUAAGACCUCAUCCACGUCAUCGAAGAAGAAGAAGAGGUCGAAAAGCAAGCAGGACAGGGAGCCAUCGCCGACAGACCUGCCUAUCGAUCCCAAUGAACCCACUUAUUGUCUGUGUGAGCAAGUGUCUUAUGGAGAGAUGAUAGGUUGUGAUAAUGAUGCAUGCACUAUUGAAUGGUUUCACUUCUCAUGUGUCAGUCUGCACCAUAAGCCCAAAGGAAAAUGGUACUGUCCGAAGUGCAGAGGAGACAAUGAGAAGACAAUGGACAAAGCAUUAGAGAGGUCUAAGAAAGAACGAGCGUACAACAGGUAGCGUCAGGUGUACCUGGUUGCCAUGUGAUAUUUUUCUAUUCAGGAGUUUAGUAUCCAGUUUUGAGAGAGGCCAGGACCUGUGAUGUUGUUACAGACUAGAGUUGGUCAUUGGUUAGUAGCUGUAUCUUUUAGGGAUAUAUUUGAUAGGGUUCACUUAUCAGUUACCUAGUUAUCAAUGUUCUACAGCAUCGGAAGUAUUCUGCUCAUUCAACCAUAAGACAGUAUUGUAAUUCAUAAUUACAAAAGUGUAAUUCAUUUUUACUAUUUUCAAUGAUCAGUUUUGUAUUUAUGCCUUGCAUAACUCUACAUAUGUUCAUGUAAAAUAAACCAUGCUUAAUGUAGUGUUGUUUCAUGCUUAUAAAAAAAUCAGGCCUUAAAGGAAUAUUUCACCCAAAAAUGGAAAUUUCAUAGAAAUACAUCCAAGAUGUAGAUGAGUUUGUUUCAUCAUCAGAAAAGUUUUGUAGAAAUUGAGCAUAACAUCACUUGCUUACAAGUGGAUCCUCUGCAGUGAAUGGGUGCCGUCAGAAUGAGGGUCCGAACAGCUGAUAAAAACAUCAC